Messenger RNA from Coprinopsis cinerea okayama7#130, 1335 nucleotides. RefSeq lists its product as hypothetical. Gene Ontology annotation, molecular function: DNA binding; DNA-directed DNA polymerase activity. Gene Ontology annotation, biological process: double-strand break repair via nonhomologous end joining. Lineage: Eukaryota; Fungi; Basidiomycota; Agaricomycetes; Agaricales; Psathyrellaceae. Gene Ontology annotation, cellular component: nucleus. The transcript has 8 exons. The record is from RefSeq and is a predicted model, not a curated record. The coding region runs from base 1 to 1335 and encodes 444 amino acids.
AUGCUCGCCCGCCGCAUCCUUCAUUACCAGCGUUCAACUCGAAUACUCUCGUUUGUCCCACAACAUGCUCGGUUUCAUGACUCGAGAGUCGCCCGCGGACCCAACGAUGCUAUCCUGGAAAUGCUCCGUCGCGAGAAAGACCAGGAAGAACGCGCUCCAAAUGCAAACAACUACAAGAUACUCGCUUUCAGUAACGCCAUAAAUGUCAUUUCGCAACUGCAGCAGCCUAUCAAGUCGGGGGAUGACCAGGUUUUGGAGAUGAAAGGGAUAGGUAUCGGAAUAAAGAAUAGAAUCAAUACCUACUUUAUUCAAAAAAGUCUGGCUUCGUCUGAAAACUCCGUGGAGAGGGAAAACGCUUUGAAAAAGCGAGCAAUUCUAGACCUACAACGCGUCCCAGGAAUUGGGGCCGUAAAAGCUAAGGCCCUCGUUGAAGGGGGCUGUACGGGUUUAGCCUCCCUCAUAGCUUCAGAGGAGUUCCACUCCUUGCUCUCUGCACAACAAAUCAUUGGACUCAAAUACAUGGAGCAUUUGGAGAAGCCGGCCUCACGCGACCAGGUGGAAAGCGUCUUGAACCUGUGCAAGGCCAAUCUUUCGUCUCGGUACGAGAUAAUCCCUGUUGGGGAAUAUCGGCGUGGGCUAUCUGAGAGCUCGACCAUUGAGAUGCUGGUUCUGCAUCCCGACCACGUACACGUCCCACUUCCGAAUGUUCCACCGCCCUUCUCUGGAGACGACUUCGACGACUUCCUUCGGUCCAGUGAUACCCCUGCCACCAAGCGCCCGAGGAAGAAAGCAAGUCUCACAAAGAAGGAUCGCCAGAAUAGUCGCCUCCAUAGUGAAGUCGUCCCCGUGUUGCAGCAACGAGGCGUCCUCCUAGAGAAGAUUGCUGAAACGCACCAUAACUGGACUGGGGUGGUUCGAAUACCUUCGACAGGUUCCGCUUCUGGACCUAUGGUCCAGCCAGGGGAGUACAGGAGAAUAACCUUACAUCUCGUUCCGGCCAAGUCGCGGGCGGCUGCUCUGGUCUACUUCACCGGCGAUGAGGGACUUCACAAACACCUGAGGGAUCAAGCAACGCCGCUCGCCAUGUAUCUCGACGAGUUUGGUCUUUGGAAGUGGAAGCCGCAAGAUGUAGUCGAGCUUCCGAUUUCCGAGGCACUGAACAACCCAGAUCGCCUGGGGGACGGUGGUUUCUGGAGCCUCGUCAAGACGGAAUCAGAAGAGGACAUUUUUACACAUAUCGGCGUCCCGUUUGUUGAACCGACGAUGAGGAAUUUCAACUUCAUCUCUGCGAAGCCUAAACCGAAGAAGAAACGGUAUUCUACUUCAUUGCGAUGA